AUGGUGCCACCCUUGAUUGGAGGUCUUGCGUCGCGCGCGGACAGCGAUAUCAGCUCCGAGCCCGGCCGCGGCCGCGUCGAAGAGACUCUCCCCGGGAGCAUCACGGGCGUGCUGACCUCGCUCGUGGCUACGAGCUUCGUGUUUCACUUCCUCGUACAAAGGUAUCGACAAGUAUCGCAAUGGCGCAAGCUUUCCUACAUCGACUGGCUAAUACUAGCCCUCUUUGUUGAUUCGUGGCUGUUUUUCGCCGGCUCCACCGUCCUUCAAUUCGGUGGCUUCGACGUGAACGUUGACUCUCGCGCCUGUGCAGCCGGCUCGUACAUGUGUGUUGUGGGCUACUUCAUCAGCAAGCUAAUUUACCUUCUUCUUGUCGAGCGGUUUUACGUUAUAAGAGAUAAGGGGCGUGGCCGCCUCAAGUCCAAGCUCUACAUUCUUAACCUCGUGGCUGUCUUACUUUGCUAUGUCGCUUGGCUCCCGAUUUACAUGGUCUUCCAUAUCAGCCAUAACAAUUCCGGCGUCUGUAUCAUUGGAGUACACCAGCGAUUCCUUUCUACAGCGUUUGCAUGUGACGUUGGCAUUAAUCUAUGGCUCACAUCAUGGUUCCUGUACCCAUUGAUGAAAUUGAAACCAGAGGGCGCAAACAGAUUGAAAGCCAUAGUCUGCCCGAGACGAGCAAGCCAGGAUGCAGACUCUAGUGUCGUGCGCCUAUAUAAUCUUGCGCGGAGAACAUUCCUCGGUUCUGUCAUCACUUUGACGGCUACUUCUCUAAACCUGGGUGUUUCAAUCGGGUACGAUGGGCUAAGCGCCUGGCUGUGUCUUAUGCUCUGCAGGAUCGAUGUCUUUAUCUGCGCCGCUGUCAUCUACUGGAUCACUCAAAAAGAACCUGCGCCGCCCAGUUAUCAGGACAGGCCGUGGGGUGUGCCAAAUUAUCGUGGAACUGAUUUCACGACUCUUGUGGGCAACUCGUCCAUGCCAGGACCACGGCCAGCGAGGGCCUUCGACGGCGUUGGUGGGGAUGCUCAUCCGGGCAGUCUAGUACCGGGAAGCUUGCAUCUGGGGAGAUUCGGGAACUCAGGCGAAGACCUUCAAGAGUCGCACAUGUCGGUCAAGUCAGCUCCAGAAAGCCAAGUUUGCGCGACGGGGAGUGAUGAGACGUCUAUAAGACAAGACCGAAGUGACGUUGAAUGCGAAAUCAGGCAACACGGAGGAUUGUGA
Messenger RNA from Diaporthe citri, 1215 nucleotides. RefSeq lists its product as uncharacterized. The transcript is spliced from 11 exons. NCBI's taxonomy places the organism in Eukaryota, Fungi, Ascomycota, Sordariomycetes, Diaporthales, Diaporthaceae. Bases 1 to 1215 code for a protein of 404 amino acids. The record is from RefSeq and is a predicted model, not a curated record.